AUGCUCACCUAUCGUGCUUCGUACGAUAGCACCACUGGGUACAGUCCAGUGUUCCUGACGCUCGGACGUGAGUUACGUUUACCCUUAGAGAUACCGGUCCCGUCGUUGCCAACCUCUGCUGACACCACACUGGCCUAUACCCAAGACCUUAAAGAACAUCUUCAGCUAGCCUUCCAGAACGUUCAGAAACACACCGACCGAAUGCAAGAGCAACAGAAACGCGUUUACGGUCGUAAAAUCCUCGGGAAUGCAUAUAAUGUGGAGGAUCGAUAA
This is a messenger RNA of Echinostoma caproni, 273 nucleotides long. The record is from the annotation of a GenBank genome assembly. Lineage: Eukaryota; Metazoa; Platyhelminthes; Trematoda; Plagiorchiida; Echinostomatidae.